Rosa rugosa (rugosa rose) is the source of this 1202-nucleotide messenger RNA. RefSeq lists its product as uncharacterized. Gene Ontology annotation, biological process: ubiquitin-dependent protein catabolic process. NCBI's taxonomy places the organism in Eukaryota, Viridiplantae, Streptophyta, Magnoliopsida, Rosales, Rosaceae. Gene Ontology annotation, molecular function: zinc ion binding; ubiquitin protein ligase activity. The transcript is spliced from 2 exons. The record is from RefSeq and is a predicted model, not a curated record. Bases 3 to 932 code for a protein of 309 amino acids.
ACAUGCAAGGCAUCUUAACUUCCUGUUCCACCAAAGACCAAAGUCCUCUUAUCAGUUUCUGCAGAGCCCUCUUUCAUGAAACCCAGAGCCCUCUUUCAGUACCCGACGUGUUCUCCUCGAGAGACAGAGAAUCUCCUCCUGGAUUCAUGAGUAGUCCGAGUUCGAGUCCCCGGCAGGAUGAUGGAAUGGAAAGUUCGAGCAUGGAUGAGCAGUGUGAUUCCAGGAUGUUUAAGUGGUGUGAAGUGAUGCAAACAGAAGUACAUGAGGGACCCUAUCCGCCAACAUCACAAUGCUACGACUUGCUCAUCAGAUUAACAGUCCUCAUGCAAGCGGGGGCUUUUAUGAUAGACACCAAUCCACCUCAUUCUUUUCUUUAUAAUUUUCUGAAGGAACCAGGUAUAUUAGGGGAAUCAAAGAUUUGGGUCAACUUCACCUCUAUAGACAAACAACAUCAGAGCCUGAAGGACUUGAUGUUUUCGCUUUGUUUCAUGGGCGUUGAGCAAAAAGACUGCCGAGAUAUUGCUGUAGAAAUAUUAAAUAAAGUUCAAUCGGCCAUCCCCCUUCCCCAGUUGGCUAUUGAUGUGACCGUAAGGCUCAUGUGUUCUGAAUUGUAUGGAAGAUUUGACGGUUUUGAUGAUAUGCGCUUGUAUCGCUAUGCAAAGAAAUCAUGGGACGACUAUAGGGCUGCUACUACCUCCUGCACUGGUUCUCAUAUGCCUCCAUCAUCAUGUGCUGUUUGUUUGGAAGAUUUUGGAGGUGGAGUUGAUGAUAAAAUGAUUGCUCGUUUGCCGUGCUUACAUUAUUUUCAUGCAGCUUGCACUGCCCAGUGGAUUAAUAUCCGUCGCACGUGUCCCGUGUGCCGAACCCAAAUGAUGCCACUUCUAUGUGAUGGGAAUGAACCCUUCAAUCCUAACCCUAUCUGGCCUGUAUGACAAUAAAUUAUUCCCAGUGGGGGCACAAGGCCCAGACGCAAGGAAGAAAACAGAAAAAAAAAAAAAAAAAAACUAGUCUGUCUUAGAAGAUCUAUCAUCUUUGUGUGUGAAUUGACUUUUUGUAUUUUGCAUUCUGUCAGUUUUUUAAUAUUUUUUGAUAUUAAUGUGUAAGAGUGGUAUUUAUUUAUUUAGGCACUUUUGAAGGGGAGAAGUUUUCUUUCAUACUGUGUAUAAUGUUUUGAUUCUCGAUUCCUCAUAUUGCAGAGAAAA